CUUGUAAAGAAUCCAACAUUAAAUGUCAACGUGUUUUACCAAAAACAAAAGAGGAAUUUGCUGUAUUGGAAAAAUUUGGACUUACAUACAUUUCUGGUCAAUAUGAAGCUACUGAUUUAGGAAAAUUAUAUGAACAAGCAUAUUUCCAAUUCGAAAAACGCCAAACUAUAACCUCUAAUCGUGAAUACUCUCAAAAGACAUGGAAUCACAAACGUAUUCUUGCUCGUUGGAAAGCUUCAGAAUUAACGAGUGUUGAAAAUGGACCUUGGGAAUUUGGAAAUUAUCGUUACUUAGGAACUUCUUCCGAAUUAAAAAAAAGUGACGACACAUUAAAUGAAAAGAGAUUAGAGGAUAUUGAGAGAAUCAAUCAUAUUAUCGAAAAUAAUCUUACAAUAAAUGAUAUAUUAGAGAACAAAAAGGAUUUAUUACCGAGAUCGUGGCUUAGGAGUUUGAAAGAUUUAGAAUAUAUGAUCAAAAAAGAAAAAGAAAUUAGAGAAGUAAAUAUUAAAAGAUUCUGGCGUCUGUGCUAUAUUUAUUUAUUUGGGCUUGGCGGCUCUGGAAAAUCUGGAUUAAUACAAGAAUUAUUUGGCGAUUGUCUGUAUUCAAAACCUCAGAAACAAAAAUCUGGUUCAAAUUGGUUCGACGGACAAUUGGAUG
Racocetra fulgida is the source of this 657-nucleotide messenger RNA. The record is from the annotation of a GenBank genome assembly. NCBI's taxonomy places the organism in Eukaryota, Fungi, Glomeromycota, Glomeromycetes, Diversisporales, Gigasporaceae.